AUGCUCUCCACUCAUAUUCUCGCUUCAGGGAUAUCGUGCAUUGUUGCCUUGGUUGUCGUUUCGCGUCUGACUCGCAGACGUGUCUACCCUUUACCUUUACCGCCUGGCCCUCCUCCGUUACCAUUUUUCGAUUCGGGAAAGACAUAUGGUUGGUGGCAGACCAAUGGCCUCAUUGCCAAGCUCUCAGAUUUAAUUUCAUCUUUGAUCAUAGGAAAAAUCAUUCACUCCGACAUAUUUGGGAUCGACUUGAUUAUCAUAAACUCUGAAACGAUCGCGCGGGAGUUGUUGGACAGACGUUCUGGGAAUUACUCUACUCGCCCUGUCAUUCGCACCAACGAAUUAAUUGGAGGGUCUUUCAAUACUGCAUUCCUUCCGUAUGGAGAAACCUUACGACAAUAUCGCAAGAUCUUCCAUCAAGUCCUCAGGGCCGAAGUCUCGAUCUCAUACCGCGAGUUGUACUCUCGCCACGCAAAUGAACUCGUCAUCAAUCUCUUAGGUGGCACUAGCGACCUACUACAGCAUCACACUGAAGCAUACGCGGCGUCCCUAAUCAUGGCUGUGACAUAUGGAUACCAUGCUCACGGACAUGAAGACCCAUUUCUUUCCCGUGCGCGCGAACUUUUUGAUAUUGGCCAGCGCAUUGUUUCUCCCGAGAAGGCUACCAUGUUUACAGCAUUUCCUUUCCUCGAAAAGUUACCGUUCUGGUGCUUCGGUGGAGCAUUUGCCCUGAUGGGACGCUGUAGAGAAUUAGUUCAACAGCUUUUGAACGAGCCCUUCAAUGAAGUGAAGGCACAGAUGGCAAAUGGUAUUGCCUCACACUCAUUGGUCGCUGACUUUCUCAGUCAAGCUCACGACGAGGCUGAUGAAGACACCAUGAAGGCUGUUGCGUUGACGGGGUACAUGGUUGGCAUGGACACUGUGAGUCGCUACUCAAGCAGUCCUGAUUCUUACUUUGAUGUCCAGCAGAGUGCAGCCGCAUUGCAGACAUUUCUGCUGGCCAUGGUGCUCUGUCCUGAUGUCCAAGCUCGGGCUCGUACAGAAAUCGACCAAGUUGUAAAACAUGAUAAAAUGCCGUGCCUUGAUGAUAGGGCGUCAAUGCCCUACCUUGAUGCCAUCCUCCGCGAGUCGACCCCUUGCACAGGAGUUCCACAUGCGUCACCAAAUGAUGAUGUUUACGACGGGUACUUCAUACCCAAAGGUGCGAUGGUAAUGGUGAAUCAGUGGGCACUCUCUCGGGAUGAAGAUGUAUUUACCGAUGCAUCGCGCUUCGAUCCAAGUCGCCAUCUGACAGUCGACGGGAAGCUGAAGGACCCUUUCGUCAACCAUUUUGCCUUCGGUCAUGGCAGGUGUAUUUGUCCUGGUCGUUGGUUCGCAGAAAAUAGUCUGUGGACCGCAACUGCUGCCAUACUCGCCGUCUUGCGCAUCGAUCAUGCCAAAGACUCAAACGGAAACAAGAUUGAGGUGAAGCCGGAGUUCACCACCGGCUUGGCGAUUCACCCUGAACCAUUUCAGUGUUCGUUUGAGAUUGUGAACGGAGCGCGAGAAAGACACCUCCGAGCGAUGACGAAUUCGAAUUAG
Suillus fuscotomentosus is the source of this 1578-nucleotide messenger RNA. RefSeq names its product cytochrome P450. The record is from RefSeq and is a predicted model, not a curated record. The coding region runs from base 1 to 1578 and encodes 525 amino acids. Gene Ontology annotation, molecular function: heme binding; monooxygenase activity; iron ion binding. The transcript is spliced from 13 exons. Lineage: Eukaryota; Fungi; Basidiomycota; Agaricomycetes; Boletales; Suillaceae.